AUGAACGGCGAUAGCUAUUCCAGAGACGGUGGCCGACAGAGCGGAUCGCGGAAUUACUCCUCGAGAGAUGACCAUCGCGAUCGCGGCGACCGAAGCGACCGCGGCGACCGUGGCGGCGACAGGCGGCGACGUCGUUCACGCUCUCCCCGCCACGGCGGAGGCUCCCGCCGUGACUACGAGGUAGACACGUAUUCUUCUAGCCGCGACUACCGUGAGCGCGAACGCGAGGACACAUACGCACGUCGAGAACGCCGCGAUGACCGGGGCGAGCGAGGCGAGCGGGGAGGAGACCGAGGUGGCUGGGGCGACUCGUACUCGAGACGCGACCGACCUCGAGGAGACCGCGACCGCGACGAUGACCGUGGCCACCGAAGAGAACGUGGAGACCGCAAUGAGAGAGGCGGCGACCGAUUUGGCGGCGAAGACCGCAGAGGUGGACGAGGAGGACGCGAUGGAGGCUUCGGUGGCGGACGUGAUAGGGCGCGUCAGGCAAAGGAAGACUCUCCGCCCUUCAACAAGCCGCGCGAGGCUACACCGGAUCUUGCCAGCUUCACAAACAUCCAGAAGCGCCAGCGUCGCAUGACCCAAUGGGACAUCAAGCCUGCAGGCUACGAAAACAUCACGGCAGAGCAGGCUAAGCUGUCGGGCAUGUUUCCAUUGCCCGGUGCCCCCCGCGCUGCGCCCAUGGACCCGUCUAAGCUGGCUGCCUUCAUCUCGCCCUCUUCCGGAACUGCCACAGCUGCCGCUCUCGCAACAUCAGCCGCCAAGCAAUCGAAGCGCCUCUAUGUCCACAAUCUGCCCUCGGGCUGCACUUCUCAGGAGAUUAUGGAGUUCUUCAACAACCAGCUCAACGGUCUCAACGUCGUGUCCGGAAACGACCCGUGCCUGUCAGCCCACAUUGCUACUAGCAAGGAGUACGCUGCGCUAGAGUUCAAGGCACCCGAAGAUGCGACCCUUGCUUUGGCUAUGAACGGAAUCUCUAUGCGCGACGACGGAGGAGCUCCCGACAGGUCGGGUCUGUCCAUCCGCCGCCCCAAGGAUUACAUUACUCCCUCUGCCGAUGAGAACGCAUACCCACCUGGCGACGAGAUUUCCUCUGUUGUCAAGGAUAGCCCUAACAAGCUGAGCAUCGUCAACAUUCCUACGUACAUUGAAGAGGAGCAGAUUCGAGAACUCGUAGAGACUAUGGGCAAGCUGAAGGCUUUCACCCUCGUCAAGGACACCGGCACCGACCAGCACCGCGGUAUCGCAUUCUGUGAGUACGCGGACAACGGAGUCAUCGAUGCCGUCAUCGAAGGUCUAAACGACAUCCCGCUUGGUGAUGGCAACCUCAAGGUUUCACGUGCCACUGUCGGACUUCAGCAAACGACUGGUCUCGAUGGUGGUGUUGGUGCCAUUUCCAUGUUGGCAGGAGCCAGCGCGGCCGAGAACCACGAGCACAGCCGUGUCAUUUGCUUGAUGAACAUGGUUACCUCGGACGAGCUUCUGAACGACGAGGAAUACGAAGAAAUCAAGGAAGACAUCGAAGAGGAGUGCGGCAAGUACGGACCCAUCGUUGAGACCAAGAUUCCCCGUCCCGCCGGUGCCCGCGUCAACCUCGGUGUUGGCAAGAUUUACAUCAAAUACAAGGAUACAGAGUCUGCGCAAAAGGCUAUCAAGGCACUUGCUGGUCGCCAGUUCUCGCGGAGAACCGUUGUUGCGACCGAGUUCUCCGAGGAAGGCUUCGACGUCGAUGCCUGGUAG
This is a messenger RNA of Alternaria postmessia, 1743 nucleotides long. RefSeq lists its product as uncharacterized. Bases 1 to 1743 code for a protein of 580 amino acids. The record is from RefSeq and is a predicted model, not a curated record. The transcript is spliced from 5 exons. Gene Ontology annotation, molecular function: poly-pyrimidine tract binding; pre-mRNA 3'-splice site binding. Gene Ontology annotation, cellular component: U2AF complex; commitment complex; nuclear speck. Gene Ontology annotation, biological process: mRNA processing. NCBI's taxonomy places the organism in Eukaryota, Fungi, Ascomycota, Dothideomycetes, Pleosporales, Pleosporaceae.